AUGGCUUCUAUAGACAAGGAAAACGUGACGACAACGCCUCUGAAAAUGACGUCGAGUCCUAGCGUGGAAUAUUCUCCCUCAAAUCCCAAAAGAGCAUUGAAGCCCAUAUCACCUAGCAAAUACAACACCAACUCGGUGGGGAAGCUUAAUUUCCUUCAGAAUGAUAAUUUGGACGAUCAUUUUGAGUGUAUUCAUGGAUCACACGAAGAGAUCAAGCUGCUGCUUGCGUUAAUAGAAGUACAGACUAAGCAGACUAACGAUGAUUUGGAACAAUUAUUCGACAGACUGAAGAGUAACAACCAGAACUUGAACAAAUUACUUGAGAGCAUUGCAGCCUACUCCGAGGAGGUAACCACAGAAGGAAAUGCUACCAAGAGUGACGUAUCUAAGAUUUUAGAGCGUCUAAAUGAGUUGAGUACUCCCAAACUUGAGCAGUUGUUCUUCAAGUUGUUGCAAGAGUCCCAAGAACAGUCUGUAAAGCAAAUCAAGACUCUAAUCAGCGACUCACAAGGUGAUCCUGAAGAUGCCAACAUCGAGGUACUCCUGAAACUCAACAAUGUGGAAAGAGCAUUGAAUAAGGUCUCGGAAGGCUCUGCAAAGGAUAUUGAAAAGUACAUGGGAACGAUGAAUGCUGAAACCGUUAAUGAGCUCACGAAAGUGUCCGAUCUCUUGCGCCACAGCAGUGACUCCCAAAAGUCAACCAUCGAUAUAUUAACUAAAAAACUUGAAGCCUUGGAUACACAUAACUCCAACAGCGAGAUUAUUCGUCUACAAGAACUAGUGGAAAAUCAGAAUGCUACCAUUAGAUCGCUUCAGGUUGACGUUCUGGCUCAAUUGCAGACGAACGAAUACAAAGACUUGCAAUUCAAGCAUGCACAACUUCAGGAGAAGUACGAAAGUCUAUGCAAGUACUAUGAAUCCAAGUACUUGGAUCUAGUUACUCUCGAGAGGAAGUUUACUGACCUAACGAACACCGUGGAUCAUCUCGAAUCUAAGGUGUCCAAAAUUGACACCCUGAAGUACGACCGAUUGCAGCAGAUGCAUGUGGACAAGUUGUCACAAUUGGGUAAAACUCAACACAGCUCCAUCAGGAAGAGAAUCAUUAGCAUGCCAACGAAGGCAACAGACCUGCUACCUGAUAUCUACGAGCAAAUAAAUAGCGACCAGGAGUUUUAA
Molecule: messenger RNA, 1176 nt
Organism: Sungouiella intermedia
Lineage: Eukaryota; Fungi; Ascomycota; Pichiomycetes; Serinales; Metschnikowiaceae
Source: the annotation of a GenBank genome assembly